Messenger RNA from Salpingoeca rosetta, 4774 nucleotides. RefSeq lists its product as uncharacterized. Lineage: Eukaryota; Choanoflagellata; Craspedida; Salpingoecidae. The transcript is spliced from 12 exons. Gene Ontology annotation, cellular component: CD40 receptor complex; external side of plasma membrane. The record is from RefSeq and is a predicted model, not a curated record. Gene Ontology annotation, molecular function: protein binding; antigen binding. Gene Ontology annotation, biological process: defense response to virus; positive regulation of isotype switching to IgG isotypes; B cell activation. Bases 116 to 4774 code for a protein of 1552 amino acids.
AAAUGUGGCAGGUGUACGCACGCUUCUUCACGAUGAUGUGGAGCAAAGAGCGCCUGCUGUCGCGGCCCAUGAUAGAGUUGAUCAUCACCAUGAUCGUCUCCACAGCACCCCUGCAAUGUGCGACGCCAGACACAGGCACAUGAGGGAAACGGGCUCGCAUGCGCACCAAUCAUCGGAUGGCGAUGGCAACAAGUGGUGUUACGUUGACGCCACGUGCCCCUCAGCCACCGUGGACAGCGACUUCCCAGCCCUGCACCGCGCGCCCUGUGGCCUGUUCCCAGACUGUACGGACUUCUACCUCACCCGCAUCUGUGCCGUGGAGCAACCCGCGUGCGAGCACGGGUUCACACGCAUCAACAACCGCUGCUACAAGGUGGCGACCACGGCAUCGACUGCCGGCAAUUCUCCGAUCACCACAUCCUUUGCAGGCGCUGUGGACGCGUGCAGCGUGGACAAUGCGACCGUUGUUAGCCUGCACUCUCUGCCCGAGACGGAGAACGUGGUGCAGCUGCUGCGAGACGCCGGCGUGACCAGCGCCUGGAUCGGCCUGCGCACCACAGAAAAUGGGGAUGUGGCGGGCGGUGUUGACUACAUGUGGGUGGAUGGCACCCCGUUUGGUGACGUGAACAGCUUGGGUACGUUUGCCAACUGGGCAGAUGGCCAGCCCACCGCGCAGGGUGGCAAGGACGGCUGUGCGUAUCUCGACCUGACCAAGGACGCUGCAACAGCAAGCAACAGCACGGGUGAUGACAAGCGUGCUGCUGGCCUUUGGUAUGAUGACGGGGUGUGCACCGCCCAGCGCGCAGUCGUCUGCAAGAAGCUGUCACCGAUUGUCACGCCAUCGUGCGCCUGCACGGGGCAGACCAACAGCGACGGUGAUGGUGGCGCAUGUGGCACCUGGUGCUAUGUGUCACAGUACUGCCCACGCGCCGUUGAGGACCAGGACAACGAAGGCCUCUUCUGGGCGAUUUGCCCGCGGCACUUCCAGACAUCAACGACUUCAACCAUGCCUGCAAGCAGCACGGCGCCACCCGAGUCCACGACAGGCGGCACCACCACAACAGCGGCACCAACGUGCCAUGAGAUGGACCCUUCCACGUACACGCGGGACGAUGGCACAUGUGCGCAGUGCACGACCACGGACGACUGUGACACCAACCAGGUCCUGCUUGGCGAGUGUGGCAUGUUCACCACGCCCGUGUGCGUUGCCUGUGACAGCACGUGUGCCGCGUGCUCUGCCCUGGGUGCAGACAAGUGCACAAGCUGUGCUGAUGGGUACGUGUGGUCGCUGGAUGGCAAGCGCUGCGUGUCUUCGUGCCCGCUCGGGCAGUUUGCAGACACCUCAGCAGGGCAGUGCAAAAUGUGCCACGACACCUGCGCGACGUGCGAUGGAACAGCAGAUAACGCGUGCCUCUCCUGUGCGCCGGCAUCGAACCUCUUCCUGCAGCCCAACGACAACAGCGGCGGCGGUGGUGGUGACAUGUCCCGGGCGCGUGGUGUGUGUGUCGCCGAGUGCAACCGUGGGUUCUUUGCGAACCAAGAGUCGCAGCGGUGCGUGGCAUGCGCGUCGUGCAACAAGGACACUGAUGGCAACGCGUUGUACGAGGUGACACCAUGCACGGCGACGGCUGAUGCUGUAUGUGCUCGCGUCACGGCGUGUGCAGAGGACGAGUAUGAAACGGCAGCGCCCACGCCAACAAGCAACCGCGUGUGUCGGAUGCUCACGCCGUGCAAGGCUGGUGAAUAUGAGCUGAAGGCUCCAACAACAACCACAGAUCGAAAAUGCACGCAGUGUGCAGCCGGCACGACAGACCUUGAUCCAAACAGCAUCAACGCGUGCACGACCUGUGAUGCUGGCACGUACACGCCGCCUGGCCACGUUGGCCCCUGUCCCAAGUGCCCUGCCGGCACUGCGGACGAUGACAGCGACCCUUCCACACCGUGUGCGGCGUGCAUGCUCGGCCAAACCUAUGCAGCAGCAGAGGGCAGCCUGUCGUGCUCUCGCGUGGACAUGUGCGCACCGGGCGAGGAGGAGGCGCUUCGCCCCACCACCACCCGCAACCGCGUGUGCGUCGCAUGCACGAUGGGGACGUUCAACGCCAUUGGUGGCAACGGCACGCGCUGUGUCCCGUGGACCACAUGUGGUGCGGGCAUGCAACCGAGCAACGACGCCCCACCAAGCGCCUCACAGGACCGCACGGUGUGCGAUGACAUUCACGACUGCCCGUCUGGGUCCUACCAAGUCCACCCGCCCACGCCUGUGUCCGACAGAGUGUGCGCUGGCCUGACCACUUGCGGGGAAUAUGAGGUCGUGGCGAUGGAGCCCACGCCGACAUCAGACCGAGUGUGCGAGUCGUGCGAUGGCACGAGCGAGUACUUCAAGGAAGGCGAGUGCGUUGCGGUGACCGAGUGCCCGCCUGGUAUGAUCACGCUCGCUGAUCCAACACCCUCGACGGACCGCACGUGCACGCGCUGCCCCAACAAGCACUUCAAGGCCACAGCAGGGCAGGAGGAGUGCCAGCCGUGGACGGACUGUGUUGUUGGCGAGGUGGUGACAACCGCGCCAACAGCAACCUCCGACCGCGUGUGCCAGCUGUGUGACCCCACAUACAAUCAGUAUUCCAGCAACCCGACCGCCACGCAGUGCGAAAACGCAACGGUGUGCGAGCCUGGCACAUAUGUCGACGUCCCUCUCACAUCGACACGCGACCGCAAGUGUAAGCCGUGUCCGUCUGGCACCUUCAGCAACGAGGCCAACAUGGCAUCGUGCACACCCGUGCAGCCGUGUUCCGUUGGCUCUGGACUUGUGACGGCAGCCACACCCUCCACUGAUCGCGUCUGUGCACCGUGCUCGCCACCGCACACGUUCUCCUCCACGCCAACACUGGAAGCGUGCGCGCCCGUGAGUGACUGUGCGCCCGGCUAUGAAGAGGACACACCACCCACGCUCACCACCGACCGAACAUGCACCCCAUGCGAGGCCACGGUGACGUUCAAGGCGGAGAGCGGACAGGCAGCGUGCCAGAGCGUGAGUGCGUGCCCUGCUGGCCAGGAGGAGGACAUUCCGCCAACAACAUCCAGCGAUCGUGUGUGCAAACCGUGCGGUGAUGGCACCUUCAAAGCAGGGGAAGCAGGCAUGUGUCAGCCGCACCGAGGGGUGUGUCAGCCUGGCACGCACGAGGUGACAUCGCCAACCACCAGCACGGACCGCAGCUGUGAAUCCUGUCUGGUUGAGAACAGCGAGUACCAGGACGAGCAAGACAAGAGCACGUGCAAAGUACUGACAACGUGUCGUCCCGGGUCGUACGUGAGCGUGAUGCCGCUGCCAGCGCAGAACCGCGAGUGCACGGCCUGUCCCGCUGGUUCCUAUUCCGACACCGAGAACGCAGCACAGUGCACACCAUGUGGCGAGGGCGAAUAUCAGGACGCGCGCUCGAGUGUCAAGUGCCAGCCCGCGCGCGUGUGCGGCGUUGGCGAGUUUGUGUCUGCUCCCGCCACUUCUUCAUCGGACACGCAAUGCGGUCGCUGCGACGGCACCACGGAGUUCCAAAACGAACCGGACCAAACCUCGUGCAAGCCCGUGCGCGUGUGCGGUUCGCUGGAGGAGCAAGUUGUGCCACCGACAGCUGUGAGCGACCGCGUGUGCCAGUGCAAGCUCGGCGUCGGUUACGUAGACAACGGCGCCACCGCGUGCACGCCCGUCUCCGUGUGCCAGUCUGGCCACGUGGAAUUUCUCCCCGCCACGCGCACUUCUGAUCGCGUGUGCGUGAUGCGGGGCAGUGCGGGCUCGCUCCAAGUGCAGUUUCGCGCCGACUUUUCCAUCCUGCAAAACGCGGAGGAAGAGGCGACGUUCCUUCAGCUGCUGUUCUCCGCAUUGCGCAACACCACCCUCAGCGCACGUGGCGGCGUGCCUGCAGGCAGUGACGACGUGUACUUCAAGGGCGUGCUGUCGGCAGGCAGCAUCCUGGCCGAUGUGGGCGUGUCCAACGGCAGCCUGGUGCCCAUGCUCCAAGGCGCUGUUGAGAGCGGUCAUGUGGCGUUCUGGUGGCGCGCAAAGCAGCAGCGCUUUGUUGCUGUGCUGGCGGGGCCCUGUCCACCAGGUUACAUCUCGCCCUCGGGCUCACGGCCAAACUGCACCGCGUGCCCCGCCAACACACACGCAAAUGAUGCGGCCACGGUGUGCACGCCGUGUCCUGAUGGCUGGACAUCACCCGAGGGCAGCGCUGACACAAACAACUGCCAGCCGCCUGUGACGGUGUCUCCCACGCCAACAACUACCCCGCAAGGUGGCACGCGCUCCCCAGAGAAGUCCAGCAACACUGCCGCUGGCAACACGGGUCUCAUUGUCGGCAUCGUCGUUGGAGCACUGGUGCUUGGUGCGUGUGUUGUUGUGGCAGCCCUCAUUCUCCGCCGUCGCCGUGCACAUGUCCUGCAACCUCCCCGCAAGUCCCGAGAUGGCCAGCAAAGCGCAUUCCACAACCCGCCGUAUGAGGAUCCAACGUCGCUGACGCGUGGUGGAGAUGCCGACACUGGCUACGACAACGUGCCUGGCUAUGGCGAGGGAGACGGUGGCUAUGACCAUGUUCCCGGCAUUGGGCCUGCGCUGUCCAACCCAACGUAUGACACGGCGCUGUUUGCCAGCGCCGAUCCGCCAUACGACACGCUUGACGCCGCCCUCGACGAGGACGACAACAUGCAGCACGUGCACGGGUACCUCGACGUUGUUGGGUUGCAAGACCAGUGCGCCUUGCAUUCACGACUGGAUCGCCGUUGA